UUACCAUGCGUUGUUUCAUUGUUUGUUAACGAAAUAGCUUCUACCUAAUUAUUUUAUGAGGGUUAAAUCUUAAGAUAUAUCAAGUCCACGGUACCGAAGUAACGAACUUGUUACUUUUUUGUGAAUCAGUCCAUUGUUUGACUGCAUCGCAAUCAGUUUUAAUACUAAACAAAGGCAGUUGGUGCCUGACUAGAAGAUCAAUAGUAUACAUCAUGCUUACUCCACGUUUUAAAUUAACGCAAGACGACAACCACAUAUUCGUAACAGUUCACGCACCGUAUACAAACAUUGGAGAUACAGAAAUAGAUGUUGAUGGCGAAAAUUUCCUUUUUGUGUCUAGUCCUUACUUCCUUCGAUUGCGAUUACCUGGCAGGAUCGUUGAUGAUGAUCGGGCAAAAGGUUCAUACACUUGUGAUUCGGGAGACUUCAAUCUCACAUUUGAAAAAGAAACUGCCGGGGAACAUUUUGAGAACCUUGAUAUGAUCACAAAUUUACUAGCACCUCGUGAUAUACCAGAUGUCAAUCCUAAUCUAGUUGAAAUGCUUGAAGAAGAUGGAAUUACCCUGGAAAAUGAUAGUGACAGUGAGAACUUAGAAAAAUUCACAUAUGGCUUUGCUAAUAAAAUAUCCAAUGAAUUUUGCAGCAUCGGAAAUGAAUUUCCACAAAUUUUUGAAUUAAAAGCACCUGAAAAUGUUGCUGUGGACGAACGUAAUUCUAUGAGGAUGAAACAUGAAAAUGAUAAAUUCUCGUCUGAUCAUUAUCUAGCAGACUUUUUUGAUGAUGAACUUCUUGCACCCUACUUAUCAUCCACUUCUUAUUGGGACAAAGGGGAUUUCAAAAAUGAAGUAGAAUUUACAGAUGAAGAAGUAGCCAUAUUAAAAGAAUUGCCAAACAAGCAUUAUUUGCUAAGCAAAGAAGAGUAUAGAGAAAUUAUGCUCGGAUUAAUAGAUAUCUUGUUUGGGUAUUGCUACGACAAAAGAACAACAUUAAAUGAAAGCACAGUGGAGUCAAGCUGGACCAUAAACAAGCUUUCUUCAACACUAAGUUGGUUCUGCACUUUCUUAGAUACAAGACAUGUUUUGAUUGCAUGCUACAGGAGAGCACUCACUUAUCCGAUAUUUAGGAACUAUGAGCUGUGUAACAAAGUAAAGAAUGAUCUAGUAUCACUAUUACGUAAAGGCAAGAAAUUGGUAAUAAAAUGUAUGAUUGAAGUACAUCAAAUGUUCAACACUAGUAAUGAUGCACGUUAUAUCUUAAACCAGCUUUAUAUCAAAGACUAUUUGGUGUUCUUACAAAAAUGUCGUAAUGAGGAAAUCAUGGAAAUAUGCAAUAAUAUAGCUAAUAUUGAGCUCUGUAAAAAAGAUUUGAACUUAGAGUUAGAUGAAUUGGAAAUGGCUGCUGAAAUGGUUAAACAGGAAGAAACUGAAAUCAUGGAGAAUGAGAUGGCCGUCCAAAUGGCUUCCAUGUCUUUACUACCGGGACUGAAAAAGAAUAUUGCUCCAUACCUUGAUGAGAGUGAUGAUGACACUGACAGCUCAACGGACUCAAGUGAUGAUAGUUCUUCUGAAGAUUCCUCUGAUGAAGGCCUAGAUUCUGAUGAUGAUCCAUGAAAAACAAGAGGAGUGUAAAUAAUUCAAUUCUCGAAAGACACUAAUUAGUGUGAAUUUGCAUGUUUUGAUUGCACUUAAUUUGGUUCAUGCAAUCAAUUAAUGAAUUUAUUUUAUAAAUUUUAAGAUAUUUGAAUAUGUUAGAAAGACUGAAUAGUUUAGUGUCAAGAGAAUAAAGGGCUGGUUUAAAGGUUUGAAAGAUUCUAUAAUAAUUAAAAAAUUUAAUUAUAUAUUAAUUCAUCAUUAAAUUCUAUUUAACCUAUGGCAGAGUUUCAGACAUUUGAUAACCAAUACUUUCAAUGUUAUUUUGAAAGUUGUGUGCACAAAUGCACAGCCCACCUGAUUUGAAGUGAUAGAAUGUCCUAGCCACUAUUAUUCUGUGGCAAAGAUAGGCAUGGCUGUAGAGUCUACACACUGCCUCCUGCAAACUGCAUAGGUACUUGAAAUUUAAUAAUUUUAUUAUAAUGUAACACUGCCAUUUUUUAAAGAAGGCAAUUAUUUAUGUUAAGCAAAACUAUAGUAGUGUUCAGUUUCUUCUCAAUUUUCAAGAAAAUUAAUCAUGUAUCUCUAAGUCUAGAUUAGCAAUCAAUGAUCGAUUACUGACUGCAAAGUGUAGUCUAAAGUAAGCAUAUUAAAAACUGAUUAACCAAAUCGUUGAGAAAUGAGAACAUUUUUAAUAAACAAAAUUAUCUAUGUAUUGACAUUUUCGUGAAAUAAAUAA
Molecule: messenger RNA, 2328 nt
Organism: Bombyx mandarina (wild silkworm)
Lineage: Eukaryota; Metazoa; Arthropoda; Insecta; Lepidoptera; Bombycidae
Product: protein SHQ1 homolog
Biological process (GO): box H/ACA snoRNP assembly
Cellular component (GO): cytoplasm; nucleoplasm
Source: RefSeq, a predicted model, not a curated record